Octopus bimaculoides (California two-spot octopus) is the source of this 1525-nucleotide messenger RNA. RefSeq names its product ubiquitin thioesterase OTUB1. Gene Ontology annotation, biological process: protein K48-linked deubiquitination. Lineage: Eukaryota; Metazoa; Mollusca; Cephalopoda; Octopoda; Octopodidae. Gene Ontology annotation, cellular component: nucleus. The record is from RefSeq and is a predicted model, not a curated record. Gene Ontology annotation, molecular function: cysteine-type deubiquitinase activity; ubiquitin binding.
GAUUAAAAUUUCGUAUUUGUUUCACACACGUACACUCAAAUUUGGCGAUGAACUUUUUCGUAGUUUUACGUUUUUUAUGAACGUUUGUGUGUCUAUAUACAUGUCUGAGUUUUAGUACUUUUUCUAAAUUAGAAACCAAGCCAAAUGACGCGCUAGAGCAUUAGUCUUUAGGAACUCCCAAUAAUACUUGACUCGGAUCGUGGUGAUCCAUCCAAUUCAUGUCGGUAUGGAAAAAGAUGAUGAUGAUGUCGGCAUGGAAAAAUGAUGAUGAUGAUGGUAGUGGUGGUGGUGUUGGUGGCCUAUUAAUAACAUCUUAUUUAUGUGUUUGUUUAGAUAAAAAUUAUGAUGAAGAAACUUUGGCACAACAACAUGAAAUUGAAAUGGAAGUUGUUUGUUCUCAGCCUCUUAUGAGUGAUCGACUUCCUUUGAAUCAACUCAUGAAAGAUUAUGCAGAGGGAGAUUAUGUAUAUCAAGAAAAAUUGAAGGAUCUCCAAUCUCGCUAUAGAGAUUUAAGGCGAACACGAGGUGAUGGCAACUGUUUUUAUCGCGCAUUUGGGUUUUCAUAUUUAGAAAAACUUUUAGAUGAUAAAUCUGAUUUACCAAGGUUUAAAGAGGUUAUUCAUCAAAGUAAAGAAGACAUGGUUAAUUUGGGCUUUCCUCAGUUUACAUUGGAAGAUUUUUAUGAUACAUUUGUGAAUGUGAUAUCUCGAGUGGAAAGUUUCUGCACACAUAAAGAACUUUUUGAUAUUUUUAAUGAUCAAGGAGUGUCCGACUACCUUGUUGUAUAUUGGAGGUUGUUAGCAUCUGGUUACUUACAGAGACAUGAAGAUUUUUUUAGUAAUUUUGUUGAAGGUCACAGAACAGUAAAAGAAUUUUGUGGACAGGAGGUUGAACCUAUGGGAAAAGAAAGUGACCAUAUUCACAUAACAGCACUGACAUCUGCUGUUGGUAUUCCUGUUCGAGUAGAAUACAUGGACCGUGGUGAAGGUGGUUCUGUCAACCACCAUGACUUUCCUGAAAACUCCAAACCUACAAUUACACUUUUAUAUAGGCCUGGCCAUUAUGACAUUUUAUAUUGAGACAAUUUUUCCAUUUAACUUGUAAUUUAUCUGCUAUAAAACAGAAGCUCCCAUCCCUAAAGAUAAAUGUCACCAAUAGGUGGAGCAGCUGAAAGAUUCAUCACUUCUUUUCAUCAUCCUGCUUCUUUAUUUUCUUUACUGUUGUUACAACAGCCACCAGAUCAAGAUUUUUCCCUAUACUUACUAGGUGUAAUUCUUUUCAUUCUUCAGUGGUUUUUUUUUUAGCUUUUUAUUUCUACCCAUUUUAUAAACAUUAAAAAUAAAAUUGCUGGUAUUAGACUUAUUAAUUGAAGUAAAAUACAAAUUAAUUUCUUUGAAUAAAAUGAAAGAAAAGUUAAUAAAACAGAUAGCUUUAAUAUUUUUUUCUGAUAAGUAGAAUGGCAAAAAAAAGUGCCUUGCACUCUCCAUCAUUUCAUUCACCCUUUAAAUAAAAAGGAUUUUUCGGC